AUGGUGGCGGCUGCGCCGUGCUCUCUCUGCAACUCCAAAGACAUCGACCCAGAACAACUCGCGAGGCUGGCACAGGAGCCGAGACUGACUACCAAGACGAUCACCGACUUAGGCCGAGCCCAGCAGACUUCACUUGUUCUUCGUCUGCUUGCGCAGCUGCAACAUGUUCGCGGUGAGGUGAAUAUUUUCCACUACAACGCGGCUCUCAACGCCUUGGCUACUAGAAAUUCAUGGCCGCGAGCGCUCAGCACAUUGUUCCUCCUGUGUCGCAGGCAGCUGGCAGACAAGACAUCUUUCAGUGCAACUAUCACCGCCUGUUCUUCGGAAAGGUGGCCAAUGGCUUUCUCAUUAAUCAGCAGACAUUCCUUGGUGUGUUUGGAGUGUGACAUAGUAGCUGUGGGUGCAGCUGCUGCAUGUGGGGUACCGUGGCCCAGAGCCUGGUGGCUUCUGGCCAGCCUGCAGGUCAAGCAGGUGCAAGCGAAUGUGGUGGCCUGCAGUGCGCUGAUGGCCUCCUGCGAGCAGUCUGGUGCUUGGGCGAGGGCGAUACACGGCUUUCGCGACAUGCAGCUCAUCGGAGUACAGCCAAACGUGGUGACAUAUUCAACAACCACCAGCUCCUACAACACAGCCUUCCUUUGGCGUGCAGCGGCACAAAUGGUAGGUACGUGUCUGAGUGCUCGAGAAGUUCGUGUCGGAGCAGGAGGUUCUCGAACGGUGGUUUGCAACUCUGCACUUGGUGCUCUGUCCAAGAGUCGGCAAUGGCUGGAGGUCUUCAACGUACUGCAUGACAUGAGGCUUUGUACACUACAGACAAGCCGAGUGAGCUUUAGCUUGGCAGUAGACUGCUGCCAGGCCAAGCAGUGGCGGAAGGGUGUCGGCAUUCUGGAGCACAUGCGCCUGAACGACAUUCCUCUGAAUGAAGUGAGUGCCUGUGUUGCCAUCCAGUCCUUGGCCAGUGCAUCUCUGCAGGGAUCAACUUGGCGCUCUGUCUUGGUGUUCUUGCGAAGACUGGAAUCCGCUUCUGUUGAGCUCGAUCACUUCAGCUUAAAUGCAGUGCUUGGCGUGUGUGAGCCAAGCGGUGCGUGGACGCUUACGCUGAGCCUCUUCGCCAGCUUUUUUUCUCAGCGGUUUCAGCCUGAUGAUGUCAGCUACAUGUCAAUGCUUUGCUCAUUGUCUGACAAGCCAAGCUUGUCUCGUCGCUGGCUGCAUGCAGCCAACCUUCUUGGCAGGCACGUGGCAUUGUGA
Molecule: messenger RNA, 1245 nt
Organism: Symbiodinium sp. CCMP2456
Lineage: Eukaryota; Dinophyceae; Suessiales; Symbiodiniaceae
Source: the annotation of a GenBank genome assembly